Messenger RNA from Phyllopteryx taeniolatus (common seadragon), 2172 nucleotides. RefSeq names its product ephrin-A1a (gene efna1a). The record is from RefSeq and is a predicted model, not a curated record. Lineage: Eukaryota; Metazoa; Chordata; Actinopteri; Syngnathiformes; Syngnathidae. Gene Ontology annotation, biological process: axon guidance; ephrin receptor signaling pathway. The transcript has 5 exons. Gene Ontology annotation, cellular component: plasma membrane. Gene Ontology annotation, molecular function: ephrin receptor binding. Bases 582 to 1196 code for a protein of 204 amino acids.
GGCCCCAAUAUGUUGUAGGAUAUAAAGACCAAAGACUCAAGCAUUGGCAUUAACAUUUCUAUGCACUGUAAAUGCUGAGAAUCAAUUAUUGAACAAAACAAAAGAGUAGUUUUGAAUAAAUCAUAGGAAUUAGCACAUUCAAGGCAUCGUUGUGUUGUGGCAUUUGCAAUUGUUGCGACCCGUCUCGACCACCGUAGAAUAAGGCAUUCGGUGCGUACAAACACUUUUCGUUAAUGCUGAGGAUACAGCAGUCACAAACAUAUUCAGGACAUAACAUGCUUGAUUAUCAGCAUUUACUCGUUUGGCAUUGAAUUUUCAUCGAUUGAAAUCUACUGUGAGUGCCAAAAAUUCCCAACACUUAAUGCACCAAGAUGUGCAAAUGCUGAUGAUCAGUCAGUCACUAAUGCUGAUUGCGUUGCUAUGCUAUGAAGGAUUAUUCAUGUUUCAGCAUCUAUUCGUCAAACUGACCGUGCACUGCAUGUUCAUGUGCGUUGGUUUUCUUACAGUAUAUCCGUCUGCCACACUGCAACCUCCACCUCCAUCCUUCCUGGCCCUCCCGGAGCAAAAAAAGCAGCCGAUCGAUGCAGCGCCUCCGUAUACUGAGGUUUCUGUGGGACGACUACACCGUGGAGGUGCGUCUCAACGACUACCUGGACAUCGUGUGCCCGCACUACCCGCAGGGCGAGGUGCCCCUGCUGGACGCCGAGCGCUACGUGCUCUACAUGGUGGAGCGCGAGGACUACGAGUCGUGCAAGCCGCAGUCGUACGACCAGAUGCGCUGGGAGUGCGGCCACCCGUUUGCGCCCCACGGGCCCGAGAAGUUCUCCGAGAAGUUCCAGCGCUUCACGCCGUUCACCCUCGGCAAGGAGUUCCGCCAAGGAGAAAGUUACUAUUAUAUCUCGAAACCUUUACACCACCACGGAGAAGAGUGCCUGCGGCUCAGGGUGAACGUCGUCGCGACCGACGGCUCUCAGGAGGCCAGGGUGGCCAAAGGAGGCACGGGUGGGGACGCCGUUGGAGCUGGGGGUGUGGCUCACAAUCCGUCCAACAGACUGCCUGCAGCAGACGACCCGGUGGUCAACCUCCCCGAGGUGCGGAAGAGCGUGCGGACCAACUCGGCGGCGGCGGCGGCGGCGACGUCGCUCUCCGUCCUGUCGUUGCUAAUCCCGUUCUCGCUACUGCUCUUGCUGCACUGAGAGAGCUCUUUUUUUUUCCCAUUUUUUUUUUUUUCAAUUUUGUUUCUGGGACCACAAUGAAGGGACAGUCUGCGGGGAUGAAACCACUGACCGCUUGAGCUCAGCCCUGUGGCCGGCCACAGGGCGAGACGGGAGGAGAAAGAAUAGACGUUGCAGCGAUAUAAUGCACAGCGAGCCUGGAAAACAAUCAAGACGAAUGCUAUGAAAUAUGAAAUUGAAACGACUGCCCCCGAAACCAAAGAUUGGUGGCCUCCUCCGUCAGUAAUCGUCUACUAUUUGUGUGCUGUUGUUGUUAUCGUAACGGUUUCCAGCGGCAUUGAUGUCCUAAGCGAUUCUUUUUGUAUUUUUUUCCCCGAAAUGUAGCAUUGACGGACUGUUGUCGUGGCAACCACACAAUCACACACUACACACGCUGCCAUCGGAAAAACUGUUUGUACAUUCUGUGAAGUUAAUUUAUGACAUCGCAUCGGGAGGUUUCCUGUAUAUACCAUGCGCUAAAUGAGAGGUGCGUGUGUGAAUGAUUGUGUGUGUGUGUGUGUGUGUGUCAGUAAAAAUUGUGCAACAAAAUGGUUUCCUGCCGAAAGCAAACACUGACUUGUUGUGUUUUUGUAUCUCGCAGCGAGGCUGGCCUUCUCUGUUUGCCCCCCCCCCCCCCCCCCCAACCAAAAUGAAAACAACCCCCCCCCGCAAAAAAAAAAAAAAAAAGGCUAAAGUUAAUUCAACCUAUAAGCUAUUAAAAUAUUCAAUUUGGACAAAUUGAAACGACAAAGCACAACAGUGACAACAAUUCAAGUCUUUUUUUUCCUUUUGUUUUUUUUUUAACCGAAACUAUUUUUUUUGUACAUGUGUAAGUAAGACAAGUGUAUUAUAUGUAAAUACAUAGAAGAAUAUAUAAAAAAAGAAACCUGUUUGAUAUGACUAAUGUGAAAUUUUCAUGUGGAAUAAAAAAAAAAAAACAUUUUUGGGAAACCCAAAA